This is a messenger RNA of Eruca vesicaria subsp. sativa (arugula), 1276 nucleotides long. NCBI's taxonomy places the organism in Eukaryota, Viridiplantae, Streptophyta, Magnoliopsida, Brassicales, Brassicaceae. The record is from the annotation of a GenBank genome assembly.
CUUACAUUGAAACGGAACCACAGUGGCUCACAAAGCCACCUACUGACAGAAACAAUCUCAAAGGUUGUUUGUUCUACCAAUCCUCCCAAAAACGACACCGCGCAGAGCCCGAGUUUGUUUCUGUUCCUCAAUUCAAACAUCUCUCAAGUAACUGAGAAUCGUGCGCAGUAGUCAGAGCAUCAGAACAAGAUGGAGGUUUCGCUGUUUGGUUCCUCACGGAGUUUCCUAUUAUCCCCAAAGACACCCGCAAGCUCUUUGACAGAAAGAAACUCAAGUUAUCUGAAAAUGAGGGUUGGUAAUCCAGUUAGGUCAUAUUCAGCUAGAUCCCUCAAGUGCAGGUCUAUCUCUGAGGAUUUGUUUGAGAGAAGUAGCCCACUUGAGGUUAAGAAAGAGCUAGAGACUUGCUUCGACCUCAUACAUAGGCUUGGGAGAGGGAUCCUCUACUUAGGUUCUGCCAGAAUCCAACCAAACCAUUCACAUUACCUGCAAUCACAAGAGCUCAGCAGAGAAGCAGCGAAUCUGUUGAACUGUACUACAUGGUCCGGAGCUGGACCAGGCCUCAUGGAUGCUGUCACUAAAGGUGCUUUGGAAGCUGAGAAACCCGUCGGUGGCAUCAAAAUAGAGAAAGAAGCAGGUGAAUGGACCGCUUCCAAGGUUCAUCCUUAUCUCCCUUCUCAAAACUAUCACACUUGCAGGUUUUUCUCUGCGAGAAAGCAUGGACUUGUGGACGCAGUGGUUAGAAACAAUGUUUCUGACAAGACAGCGGUUAUUACAUUGCCAGGAGGCAUUGGCACGCUUGAUGAGAUGUUUGAGAUUUUGGCAUUGAUUCAGCUCAAAAGGAUUGGAUCUGUGUUGCCGGUACCGUUCAUUGUGAUGAACUAUGAUUCUUUCUACUCGAAGCUGUUUGAGUUCAUUGAGAGUUGCGAGGACUUGGGAACUGUUUAUAAAGGAGAAGUCUCUGCGUUGUGGAAGGUAUGCAAUAGCAACUCUGAAGCUUUGACUUACUUAGCUGAGUUUUAUGAACUUCCGUAUGGUUCUGCAAAACACGAAACUGAACUUAGAGAAACCGCUUGUGGAUGACCAUCAUCCGUUUGUUAGCUAGUUUUUGGUUUUUCAGUUGUAAGAGAGAGUAUUUGUGACAAUGAACUAUACUUAUGAAGGGCAUGUGGCAUAUGCAGUGUAUAUCUUAUGAAAUACCACUAAGAUUUGUCAUUGGUGUCAAUUCCAUAUUGUGUUUUCUUUCUCUUAGCACUACGUUGUUGUAUUUUGAUAUGAA